Messenger RNA from Acinonyx jubatus (cheetah), 4627 nucleotides. It is a transcript of the gene ZNF500, whose product is annotated as zinc finger protein 500. The transcript has 7 exons. Gene Ontology annotation, molecular function: RNA polymerase II cis-regulatory region sequence-specific DNA binding; DNA-binding transcription factor activity, RNA polymerase II-specific. Bases 1914 to 3362 code for a protein of 482 amino acids. Gene Ontology annotation, biological process: regulation of transcription by RNA polymerase II. The record is from RefSeq and is a predicted model, not a curated record. Lineage: Eukaryota; Metazoa; Chordata; Mammalia; Carnivora; Felidae.
UGGGCACUCUGGAACGUGUAGUCUCGUCCUCCCUUCGGCUGCGGCGUCAGUGACUUCCGCCUCCGGCAAGCACAGACCUCGGGCGACCCUUGGCGAAAGACUCGCGAGACGGCGAAUCCGGUUGGCAGCGACGCCAACGUUUAUUUGCGCGCGGGCGGUGCGCUCAGCGCCUUUGCAGCCACUAGUGCAUAGGCGGGGUUCGAACCUGAGCGGACGCCGUUUCCUGGUUUCUCUGGGCGGAGGGGUCCGGGCGCGCCCCAGACAGGCAGACAGACGCGGCAGAGUGUGUUCAGCCGAAGAGGACGGGGAGAGAGAGUCCAGCGUAGUAGCCGAGUCAGACCUUAGGGGGCCUGGGUUAUUAUUACGGGCUGAGUGCUCUAACCUGGUGCUUCGGGGCUGGGGUUCUGGAAUCAAAGACGUGGGUUUCAGGCUCAUUUCUGUAACUUCCUGACUGUGUGACCCUCCUUGGUUUCAGUACUUAAAACUCGGAGCUUCAGGGGGUUUUACCUGUAGAGAUCACACUACCCCUGUUAUUACUAGAUUAAGAAUAGACGGAGAAAUGUGUAUUGCCAGGUGCUCAGAGAUUGGUGGCUGAUAUUAUUUCAAAAACAAGCAGACAGGACAAGGAAUAUUUGGGGUUGGAAGUUGGGUUGGGGCUGUGCAUUGACCUGGAAGGUCUCUAUCUCUUAGGUAGACGGUGGGCGGGGGCCCUUGGCAUCUUUUGCAGUCUUGAACAACUUGUGCCUUUAGAAACCUAAAGGGCACUUCCUAUUUCUGGAGAUCAGUCUUCCUGUCUGUCAGAGAGAGAGAGAGAGAAUCCGUUUACUCUGGCGGUGGUGGCAAAGGUUCCUCGACCAAACUCUACUUAGGUUACUCUGAACUCUCAACAAGGCCUUGGCUUUUGGACUUCUGUAUUCAUUUAAGCAUCGCCCAAUUUUAGCAAGAAUCCAGCAGGGUCACUUUAGCCAAUACCCCAACCCUUGAUACCUGAUUGGGUUCUUCACGCCCCAGCGUCCCUCAGGUGAUGUCUGAUCACCCCGGCUUGCCUUCAGGAAGAAUCCUACUAGGUUGAUUUUGUCAGAAUCCCUCGAUGUUUCCUCUUACUAAUUUUCCAUCCUCCUCCACCUUGGCUAUAAAGCCCCACUUUUCCUUGUUGUACUUGGAGUUGAACUCAGUAUCUCUUCCUUACUGCACACCCCCUUGCAGGGGUCCCUGCACCUACCUCUGGUCUGGAUAAAGCUUUACAUACCAUUGUGUAACACAUGAGUCACUUUUUCCUAAACAGUGAUUGAGAAAGUGCACUCCUCAUCUGUGCCUUUCUCCCUCUUUGUGUCUGCCUCUGUCUCUCUUUCUCGCACAGGCUGGCUCUCCUCUGCAUGGUUGGCUUCAGCCCUCAGUAGGGCUGAACGGAUUUUUGAGGGGAGAUAGAUAUUUUACCUCUGUUUCUCUACCUUUAGCUUUGGCCUCGUGCCCUUUUGGAGAAAGCUGUUGAAGAAAAUAUUGAAGCUAAGGAGAUGCUGGUGGAGCCCAGGUGAAUGGAGGGUCUUUUUGUGUAAAUAUUCUCCACCUAAAGGAACAACUGCAUCACUCUCUCCCCUCCACUAUCAGCACCUGCAUCAUUUUCUACGACUAUGUAUGUACGUCUUUGUGUGCGCCAGACUCGACCUGGAAGCAUGUUGUUAAACACCAAGAGCAAAUGUGAGCUGAAUCGAUGCCUUGUCUGUGACGAUGGAACCAUGGCAUCAGUCUGAAGGGAACUUCCCCUCUGUCUUCCGAGAAGCAUAUGUGUGGGUCGCUCAGUUGCUUGCAAACUUCUAGCCCUGAAAACAUCACUUCCAGUGUCUGGCCAGAGGUACAGGGAGAGACAGAUUUGACCUUUCAGGCACAAGAAAGAGCAAGACUUGCCCCAGACAAUGGCGACCACACCUGGUCUCCAGCCUCCACCACCCCUGGAGCAAGACGAGAUCCUGAUCGUGAAGGUGGAGGAGGAUUUCUGCUGGGAAGAGGAGCCUUCCCUGGAGACAGAAGACCCCAGCCCUGAGACCUUCCGCCAGCUCUUCAGGCUCUUUUGUUACCAGGAGGUGGCCGGACCACGGGAGGCCCUGAGCCGCCUUUGGGAGCUGUGCUGCCGCUGGCUGCGGCCUGAAUUGCGCACCAAAGAGCAGAUCCUGGAGCUGCUGGUGCUGGAGCAGUUCCUGAUGGUGCUGCCUGGGGAGAUCCAGGCCCGGGUGCGGGAGCAGCAGCCGGAGAGUGGUGAGGAGGCCGUGGUCCUCGUGGAAGGGCUGCAGCGGGAGCCCAGGAAGCAGAGGCAGCGGGGCCUGGAAGUGCUCCCUGAUGAUGUACUGCCCCACGGGACAGGAGAACAGUGCUUGAAACACCAAGUGGAGGCUGAGCCAGAGGAGCUGUCUCUGGAGGAAGGGUCUGGAUGCUCCAGCCAGCAGCCCCCAACCCAACUGAGCCACACACCAAAGAGGAGCCCCCAGCUCUGGCCAAAGAGGCGCCCGGUGGCCUCCCAGCAUCAGGAGACGGCACCGGCCACAUCCUUCGUUUCAUCCUGGUCCCUGCAGGUGCCGGUGACCUUGGAGGACGUGGCGGCAUACCUGUCCCAGGAUGAGUGGGAGUGCCUGGACCCGGCUCAGCGGGGCUGCGUCUGGGAUGUGCUGCCCGACAGCGGGGGGCUUGGGCUGCAACUUGAGGAUGGAGAGGGCGCCAGGCAGGACGUGCUGACGAGAAGGGAGCAGGACCGAGAGCUGGUUGGGGGCAUGACCAGGCCUGAGCAGUCUCUGGAAAGAGGAGGACCCCGGUGGAGUGAGAAGCCGUACGCGUGCCCUGAGUGCGGCAAAGGCUUCAGUAAGACGUCCCACUUGACCAAGCACCAGCGCACACACACCGGGGAGCGGCCCUACAAGUGUCAGGUGUGCGGGAAGGGCUUCAGUGACCGCUCCAACUUCAGCACGCACCAGCGGGUGCACACGGGCGAGAAGCCCUAUGCGUGCGCGGAGUGCGGGAAGCGCUUCAGCCAGAGCUCCAGCCUGGUCAUCCACCGCAGGACACACACUGGCGAGCGGCCCUACGCCUGUGCCGAGUGUGGGAAGCGCUUCAGCAACAGCUCCCACUUCAGUGCACACCGGAGAACGCACGCAGCUGAGAAGCCCUUCGUGUGCCCGGCCUGUGGCAGGGGCUUCCGCCGGGGCACCGACCUCCACAAACACCAGCGGACCCACAGCAGAGAGCAGCGCCCCCCAGGCCAGUGGAGCCCCACAGCACGGCUCCGGGAGGCCCCUGGGCCAAAGCCUGGCCGCCACUCAUUGAACUGUCCAUUUCCGGGAUCCGUUUCAGAAUUUCGAGGUCACAGUUCAUGAAGCUGCUGGAGCUGUUUCUGUUGUGGAACCAAAAUCCUAACCUUAAGGCAUUUCACACUGAUCCCAUUUGCCCCUGGUGUGGGUCCAGCUUGUGGCGGUGGGACAUUUCAGGUGCUCAGGCCCAGGGAGGAAUCUGGACACGGAGUUUGGCAGUGACGGCUAGAUACCAAGCCGGGUGUAUGUGGGUCCUGGGGCUGCUGUACAAAUGGCCACCACCCGGGUGGCUCAGCACCACAGGGACAGACUGUCACAGUUCAGGAGGCCAGAAGUCCAAAACCAAGAUGUAGGCAAGGCUGCCUCCUUCUGGAGGCCCGGACGGAGAGACCAUCCCAGGCCUCUCUCCUGGCUUCUGCUGUUGCCGGUGUUCCUGGUGUCCUUGGCUUGUGGCCACAACACUCCCAUCUCUGCCUCUCCCGUGUCUCUGGUGUCCUCUUGUAAGGGCACAGUCCUUCCAUUUAGGGCGCCUAAUCCUGAAUGACAGCAUCUUAACUAAUUACAUCUGCAAAGACCCUGUUUCCAAAUCAGGGCACAUUCUGAGGUUCUGGAUGGACAUGAAGUUGGGGGACACUCAUCAGUCCACUUCAGGGAAACCUCAGUGGCUCCCAUUCCUUACUGCAUUAACAUACCCCAGCCUUCCCUGGUCUCCCCCCCUUCCCCUCCAGCCUUGCCACAUUUUUCAAAACAUAGCCUGUGGGGACUUGUUCCGUAUCCCAGUGGUGUCGGCGGGCAGUGGGAUGAGUUGGGGGUCACCUGCCUAGAGCCACAGCUGUUCUAAAGGACAGAUGACUCAUGUGAGUACGCUUCCCUGAUAGCCCAUCUUCCGACCUCCGCAGGCGUGUGAGGAUGCCUGUGGAGAUGACUGACAUCUGUCCCCCCAGCAGGAGCCAGGGCCGCCUUUGCUCCAUCCCCAAGUGGCCAGGACAGAGGCAGCGUUGGUUGCCCCACUUUGUCCCUCUGCGGUGGACAUGCUUCUGAUCUGUGCACAUCCACUAUCUCCUGGGUGGCUGAGGGGAACAGUAUAGAGUACUUGUUCCAUUUAGUCAUCACUGAAGUCUUGGGGGCAGCUGCUGAAACCACUGGGUUCCGGAACAUUCCACGCAGGGAGUAUGGCAGUUUCCCAUGGCUGGGUGGCCUUGGACCUCAGGCUGUGCUCCAUUCUAUUUGUCACCCAAUAACUGUAUAUGUUUUCACCUUCCAGCGUAACCCAGGUUCCAGGGUGCAUGACCUACUCUCUGUUUCCCUAAUAAACAAAGCGGGUCCUUCUG